Cucumis sativus (cucumber) is the source of this 2037-nucleotide messenger RNA. RefSeq names its product aminomethyltransferase, mitochondrial. The record is from RefSeq and is a predicted model, not a curated record. NCBI's taxonomy places the organism in Eukaryota, Viridiplantae, Streptophyta, Magnoliopsida, Cucurbitales, Cucurbitaceae. Gene Ontology annotation, cellular component: mitochondrion. The transcript is spliced from 4 exons. Gene Ontology annotation, biological process: glycine decarboxylation via glycine cleavage system. Gene Ontology annotation, molecular function: aminomethyltransferase activity; protein binding. Bases 594 to 1817 code for a protein of 407 amino acids.
GCUUUUCAUGGUUCUGAAGCGAUAGUCCACCGAACUUAGGUGAGGCAUUUUGAUAUCAUGUACUUAGUACCACGGGAAGAAUCGUAAGUCUCUGAUUUAUAGCUGACCCCACCAUUUUGUCAAUCGUACUGCAAAUUUAACGGUGGAGAUACCCUGUUUUUGGAUCAAUCGCUGUACAUUUUUGGGAUAAAUAUGAUUGAAAGAAACUGAGGAAUGGGCAGAGAGUUUGAAGAGAUUAGGGUGUGUGUGAGAUUGUGCCACCACCACCCAUUAAAGAUGGGGUAUUUUUGGCUGCUCGAUUAGGAAGAGGGCACCCUACGCCACCCACUUUAUAUUUCACCAAACCUUUUGCAGUUUUUUAUUUCUCUUAUAUGGUUUUUUAAUGUUAUUUUCUUUUGAUUUUAUUAUUAUUAUUUUGUUGGUAUAUGAUGUAAAAUAACCUACACAUAUAUAAAGGUUCAAGCUUUUUCUCUCCUCUUGAUAUCUUCAGACUGAUCCACAAAUGCUCCUUUAGGCUGUCGGAUUUGUUUCUUUGAAGAACUAAAUUUGAACGGCCAACAAAAAAACCCAUAUCUAUAUUUUAGAGUAGCAAGAUGAGGGGAGGUUUGUGGCAACUGGGCCAAUCAAUUACCCGCCGUCUUGCACAGACUGAUAAGAAGGCUGUGGGACGUCGAUUCUUCUCUGCAGAGUCUGAGCUCAAAAAAACUGUUCUAUAUGAUUUCCAUGUUACUCAUGGUGGAAAGAUGGUUCCAUUUGCUGGAUGGAGUAUGCCUAUCCAGUACAAGGAUUCAAUAAUGGAUUCGACUGUAAACUGCAGGCAGAAUGGUGGACUGUUUGAUGUCUCCCAUAUGUGUGGACUGAGCCUUAAGGGGAAGGAUUCUAUCGCUUUCCUCGAGAAACUUGUUGUUGCUGAUGUUGCUGGGCUUGCUCCUGGAACUGGAACACUUACUGUCUUUACCAAUGAAAAGGGUGGAGCCAUUGAUGACUCAGUAAUCACCAAGGUGACGGAUGACCACAUAUACUUGGUUGUGAAUGCAGGCUGCAGAGACAAGGACUUAGCUCACAUUGAAGAGCAUAUGAAAGCCUUCAAGGCCAAAGGGGGAGAUGUCUCAUGGCAUAUCCAUGAUGAGAGAUCUCUUCUAGCACUGCAGGGCCCUCUAGCUGCACCAGUUCUUCAAUACUUGACCAAAGAUGAUCUGAGCAAACUUUACUUUGGCGAGUUCCGCAUAUUGGAUAUCAACGGAGCCCGUUGCUUUCUCACCAGGACAGGGUACACAGGUGAAGAUGGAUUUGAAAUUUCAGUGCCUUCAGAGAAUGCACUAGAUCUUGCCAAAGCAAUCCUAGAGAAAUCAGAAGGGAAGGUUCGAUUGACAGGACUAGGUGCUAGAGACAGUCUUCGACUUGAGGCUGGCCUGUGUUUAUAUGGAAACGACAUGGAACAACAUACAACUCCAGUUGAGGCGGGAUUAACAUGGGCCAUAGGAAAAAGGAGGAGAGCAGAAGGCGGUUUUCUCGGUGCCGAGGUGAUCCUGAAGCAACUCGAAGAGGGUCCAGCCAUAAGGCGUGUCGGAUUCUUCUCUUCAGGCCCCCCUGCAAGAAGCCACAGUGAGAUUCAGAAUGAGGACGGAAAAAACAUUGGAGAAGUCACCAGUGGAGGAUUUAGCCCUUGUCUCAAGAAGAACAUUGCCAUGGGCUAUGUGAAAUCUGGAACUCACAAGGCUGGCACCAAAGUUAAGAUAAUUGUCAGAGGAAAGGCUUACGAUGGUGUUGUCACUAAAAUGCCAUUCGUUCCAACAAAAUAUUACAAGCCAACAUAAUUCAUGUCUACUUAUGUUGUCAUGUCCUGUCAAGAUUUUUCUGAUCUGAAACCCUUCUCUUCUGACCAAAUUCUGUAUUUCCAAAAUGUCAGAAAUGUUGGGGUAUUUUGUUUUCAAACUGCACUAAUCAGAACUUGUUGGUCAUAAAAAUGUAAUCUUGCAUUGCAACCAUUUGCAUUUCAGCAACAGCAGAACAUUCUGCACUUCUGUUUAUAAAUUA